AUGUCGUUGUCUCCGCUUCUUAUUCUUCCACCCGAAGUUAUUCAUCAUAUUAUCGAUUAUCUUGAUUAUGAAGAUAUUUUAUGGUCUCUACGGUAUGUCUGUCGAGAUUUGAAGGAGAAAAUUGAAUCCUACAAUCGAUAUCGACUUGAUUAUCGCUGCAUACCCAAUGUAAAAUUUAAGAAAAUCUGUUCUUUGAUUCGUCCAGAAAAUGUAAUUUCAUUGAUUCUUGCUGAUGAUGAUGCAAUAUCUAGUGGAGUGUUUCUUACUCAAUUUAAUAUCAAAGAUUUCACCCGACUUUAUUCAUUGACUUUGAUUCGAAUCCGAGAAAAACAUUUAAUUGAAUUCUUACAACAUCUUUCACCCAGUACCAAAUACUUAUCGAUCGAGCAUCAAGAUUCAUUGACUCUUAGUCAUGAAACAAUCGAACUUCACUCGUCAAUAUUGACAAAAGUUCGUCUUAGUCAAUUACAUAUGGUGACAUCGAAUUUUAUCAUCAUUAACAUGCGAUGGCCCGCUGAUUAUGCAAUACAAAAUUUGGCACUGCGAAGAUGUUCGUGCAAACAAUAUCUCAAUCUUCUUCGUUGCUUGCCCAAUUUACACACAUUGGAAUUGUUAGAUUUCAGUACGAAUGAUUUUGCUGAUACUUUUCCUUUCGAUUUAACGUUAGCUUCAUUCUCACACGUUAAAUCAUUGACAAUCACAUCUAAUAUGAUGUUAAUGGAAAUGAUUCGUCUGGUAAUUUCCCUUACUCGUUCAAUUCAUUACUUAAAACUAUCAAGUUUAACACGUGUUUUGAACAUACAAAAUUCGAUUUUUGAUGGUUCUCAAUGGGCGAAUUUCAUAGAAACGAAUUUAUCCGAACUGGAUAAAUUUGAAUUUUUGUUUCAAACAUUUCACACAACAUGUUCAGGAGAGGCACUUAAACAAAAACUUCAAACAUUCGUUACACCUUUUCAAACAUCUUUCUGGCGGGAACACAAACAUUGGUUCGUUAACUGUACAUGUAUCAAAGGUGAACUUAUUGAACUGUAUUCCAUACCUCUAUGUCAAUCAAACCAUGUUCAUGAUUCGAAAGACAAUCUAAUUUCGUGUUCGACGUUAGUCAUGACACCGGAAAACGAGACGGCAAUGAUGGAUAAUGUAUCUCAUUUAUCCCUUGCAUUGACUGAUAUACCGAUUGCUAUAUCUUCCGCACAGACUGCACGAACUCAUGAAGCUUUAUAUCGAAGAACAACGCAUUUAAGACUUCGAUUAAAUAGUGCAGAUUAUAAACGACGUAUUUGGCAUCUUUCAUCGCUGGUUGAUAUGGCAUAUCUUCGCCAAAUUUCACUUUCUAGCAAACUUGAUAAAGAUUCUAAUGUUAGGAUUAACUACACUGUUGACGCCUUAUUAAAACAGACAGUCAAUAUUCGCAAACUGCAAAUCAGUUUUGGAUACCGUCAUCAAUAUGACCAGAUUCUAAUAAAUGUAUUUCCAUCAACGUUAUUAGACAAAAUCAUCUAUGUUGUGUUCAAUACUGGAAGUGAGUGUAGAAUCGAUUUCAUACUCGACCGGCAUCGAUGUUCGACGAAUGCGAGAGCAGAAUCACUUUAUAAUCUCGAUGAAGCAUCUGUUUCACUUGUUGAUUGGUUAAAAGUAAACAAUCGUGAAUAUUACAUAUAUUGA
Molecule: messenger RNA, 1665 nt
Organism: Adineta ricciae
Lineage: Eukaryota; Metazoa; Rotifera; Eurotatoria; Adinetida; Adinetidae
Source: the annotation of a GenBank genome assembly